Messenger RNA from Fusarium poae, 555 nucleotides. RefSeq lists its product as uncharacterized. The record is from RefSeq and is a predicted model, not a curated record. NCBI's taxonomy places the organism in Eukaryota, Fungi, Ascomycota, Sordariomycetes, Hypocreales, Nectriaceae. The transcript has a single exon. Bases 1 to 555 code for a protein of 184 amino acids.
AUGGUCUUAGCAGCUGCCUCUUCUACAGGCCUGGAAUUACCCGAAGAGUAUUCCUACGCCAAAGCUAUCUGCUUCGUACAAGACCAAGUGCGAAACAACCAUCAAAACAGCGAUGCCUUAUCAAAAGACCCAGACAAAGUCUCCCUUUUUGAUGUCCUUGGCCUUGACCCGUAUCAAAAACCUUUUCAUCCACUCGUCGAGUCCUUAUCCCCCGAUGGGAAAAAUUGGAAGGAGGCAAAAGAAGCUCUCGAGAAUACACGUGUGGAUUGGAAAGAGGCCAAAAAUAUACUUCGGAACAAAGCCAUGUCUGAUCAAGAGGUGGUGGAUGUCCUUAUCAACGCGGCUAAUGAGACCGCGCUAUUAAAAGAGCCGGACUCUGUUAUUGACAAGUUGACGGAGAUGGCUAUGAAAUACAUGGUGCAUAAUUUGUUGUCGAAUGAGGGGAUCAGGCUUAUGUAUCAGUGGAAGUUUCUCCCUCUUAUAGAGCGUCCUGGGGCGCUACAGAAGUUCUGCAGCGAUGUACUGGUGGAAGCAAAUAGUCAUGACGAGCUGUGA